AUGAAAAAAAGCGAAAGUUUCUUCUCAACACCCUUCUUAAAACAAUUGGUCAAAGAAAAUCUUGGCAGACAAGAAGAAGUUCUGAGAUUUUUUUUGUUAUUUAUACAUAUAAAUAUUCUUUGGCUUACAUCAAACAUACAACAUAAUAAUCUCUCACACUAUGAUAAAGAAGUGAAGAACAACGCGGCUGCAUUUGGCGUAAGAAGAAAACCGAAAUAUAAAAGCGAUACAGAACUUGAAGAAAGCCAAGAGAAUGAGAGAAUGGAUGUUGCGACGUGUUGA
Messenger RNA from Clunio marinus, 282 nucleotides. Lineage: Eukaryota; Metazoa; Arthropoda; Insecta; Diptera; Chironomidae. The record is from the annotation of a GenBank genome assembly.